ACUCUUCAGUAGGAAGCUGUCUCCAGGGCAGGGCCCAGGAAACCUUGCCCUGGCUUCAGAAUCUGUUGGUGAGAUGACAUCAGAGCUCUUCAUGAAGGAGGGGCAGACUCUCCCUCACUUCUGGAGACACCACUUGAUGGCACAGCCAGAAGCAGCAGCAGCAGCAGCAGCCUUUUUCCAUGGAUCCCAUGCAAAUGGCCCAUAUGGGCCCUCGGAAGAAGAAACCCAGGCAGAUGGGUGCCUCAAUGGCUUCCCCUCCUCAUGACAUCAAGUUCCAAGAUUUAGUCCUCUUUAUUUUGGAGAAGAAAAUGGGAACAACCCGCAGAGCCUUCCUCAUGGAGCUGGCCCGAAGGAAAGGAUUCAGGGUUGAGAAUGAGCUCAGUGAUUCCGUCACCCACAUUGUGGCAGAAAACACUUCUGGUUCCGAUGUCCUGGAGUGGCUUCAGGUACAGAAUAUAAAAGCCAGCUCACAGCUAGAAGUCCUCGAUGUCUCCUGGCUGAUAGAGUGUAUCGGAGCAGGAAAACCGGUGGAGAUGACAGGGAAACACCAGCUUGUUGUGAGAAGAGACUAUUCAGCUAGCUCCAACCCAGAGCCCCGGGAGACUCCAGCACUUGCUGUAAAAAAGAUCUCUCCAUACGCAUGUCAGAGAAGAACCACUUUAAACAACUGUAACCACAUAUUCACGGAUGCCUUCGAGGUACUGGCUGAAAAUUAUGAGUUUAGAGAAAAUGAAGGCCCCUGUCUGACAUUUAUGAGAGCAGCUUCUGUACUUAAAUCUCUGCCAUUCACAAUCAUCAGUAUGAAGGACACAGAAGGAAUUCCUUGCCUGGGGGACAAAGUGAGGAGUAUUAUAGAGGAAAUUAUUGAAGAUGGACAAAGUUCUGAAGUUGAAGCAGUGUUAAAUGAUGAACGAUAUCAGUCCUUCAAACUCUUUACUUCUGUAUUUGGAGUGGGAUUGAAAACAUCUGAGAAAUGGUUCAGGAUGGGUUUCAGAACCCUGAGUAAAAUAAGGUCAGACAAAACCCUGAAAUUCACACGAAUGCAGAAAGCAGGGUUCCUCUAUUAUGAAGACCUUGUCAGCUGUGUGACCAGGGCAGAAGCAGAAGCGGUUGGUGUGCUGGUUAAAGAGGCGGUCUGGGCAUUUCUGUCUGAUGCCUCCAUCACCAUGACAGGAGGAUUCCGGAGGGGUAAGAAGAUUGGGCAUGAUGUAGAUUUUUUAAUUACCAGUCCAGGAUCAACAGAGGAAGAUGAACAACAACUUUUACCUAAAGUGAUAAACUUAUGGGAAAGGAAGGGAUUGCUUUUAUACUAUGACCUUGUGGAAUCGACAUUUGAUAAGUUCAAGUUGCCUAGCAGGAAGGUGGAUGCUUUAGAUCAUUUCCAAAAAUGCUUUCUGAUUUUAAAAUUGCACCAUCAGCGAGUAGACAGUGGCAAGUCCGGCCAGCAAGAAGGAAAGACCUGGAAGGCCAUCCGUGUAGACCUGGUCAUGUGCCCCUAUGAGUGCCGUGCCUACGCUCUGCUGGGCUGGACUGGCUCCCGGCAGUUUGAGAGAGACCUCCGGCGCUAUGCCACGCACGAGCGGAAGAUGAUACUGGAUAACCACGCUUUAUAUGACAAGACCAAGAGGAUAUUUCUCAAAGCAGAAAGUGAAGAAGAAAUUUUUGCACAUCUGGGAUUGGAUUACAUUGACCCAUGGGAAAGGAAUGCCUAGAAAAAGUCACCGGCAUUGUUUUCUGUUUUUUGUUGUUGUUUUUUCAGGUUAAAUAAAAUAGGUUUCAUAAUAUAGUGAAAGAUGCCUUAGAAACUUGGGGAUUCUUUCAGUCUUACUGAAAUGCAGAUUGCUUCUAGAAAUAAAUAGUUUUGGAAACAUGAUAAAGUUCCCACCUGGUAAUGGGUUAUGCUCUAAUAGGCCAUUUGUACAACAGUUGCUUAGCGUUCACAAUGCAUGCUGCCAUAGAAAUUGUGUUGUAAUUGGUGGCUCCUUUCCCGGAAGCUCAUCAAAGCCCACUUUGCCCAUAAUGUAGCUGAAACACUGUGUAUUUCCAAUAAAAAUAGGAGGACACAAAA
Hipposideros armiger (great roundleaf bat) is the source of this 2068-nucleotide messenger RNA. It is a transcript of the gene DNTT, whose product is annotated as DNA nucleotidylexotransferase. The record is from RefSeq and is a predicted model, not a curated record. The transcript is spliced from 11 exons. Lineage: Eukaryota; Metazoa; Chordata; Mammalia; Chiroptera; Hipposideridae. Gene Ontology annotation, cellular component: nucleus. Gene Ontology annotation, molecular function: DNA nucleotidylexotransferase activity; DNA binding; DNA-directed DNA polymerase activity. Bases 180 to 1712 code for a protein of 510 amino acids. Gene Ontology annotation, biological process: double-strand break repair via nonhomologous end joining.